Molecule: messenger RNA, 2061 nt
Organism: Scedosporium apiospermum
Lineage: Eukaryota; Fungi; Ascomycota; Sordariomycetes; Microascales; Microascaceae
Exons: 4
Coding region: 1-2061 (686 amino acids)
Molecular function (GO): carbohydrate binding
Source: RefSeq, a predicted model, not a curated record
AUGCGCACCUCAGUCUUUGCUAGUCUAGUGGCCUUCGUCGGCCUCACGGCAGCGGAGGACAUCCUCGACUGCGGUGGUGCUCCCUACUAUCCCUCUCAAUACGUCUGCCACAACGGCAACUUCCUCUGCCCCAUCAUCGCCGGCGAACCCCUCAGCUACUGCAACGGCGCCUGCUACAGCACAUUCAUGUACAGCUGCAACAACGGCGCCCUCAACCAACUCCCCCGCCACGAAGGCGCCUUCACCUUAACGGUGUCCAACCCCAAGAUCGCAGCCCACGGCUGGCCCGUCACGGCAUGCCAGCAGCACCUCUGGAUCGGCGGACAGACCUGCUCGUACUGUCCUGCCGACACGAUUGGACAGGAGAACUGUCCUCCGGGAGACAAGACGGCGCUCUUCGCGCCCAAUGGUCUGGCUGUCUCCGUGCCCGGCGGCCAGCUGUAUUAUCUUGAUCCUUCCUGGUAUGUGGGGUACACUCAGGCGCACUCGGCACUUAUACCCGGAGGUAGCGUCGUGGGCGGGUUUGCUGCGUUUGAAGGUGGUGGUUUCGUGAAUAUCAAUGAGGGCGCUUUGGGCUGGGUUGCGUGCUAUCCUACUGCUUCAGGUGGCGGUGGUGGGAAGUGGACGCUUUAUUCGAGGAAUACGACGAAUCCGGAUAUUAGAGAGGGAUGCUUUGCUGUGAACUUGGCUAUUGCCGCUGCGGAUUCUCCUGCUGCGUGGCAACGAUACGCCCUCAUACUAUACUUCUCCCGAAACGACAUGCCUGACCUGUCUGAUAUGGUUUCGAGGGCGACAGUAGGACUCGAGCCUGAGCAAGUCGAAAGAUUGGUUGUACACCUGCGAGAGUCAGCGCGCGUCGAUCACCAGCGGCGCACCGACCUGAGCAGCCUGGAACCCGAACAUCAUCAGGCUUUCGUUCACGCCCUCAAGAACGUGCUUUCCACAGAACUUGCACUUUUCACAUUUGCGCAAAUCAUCGAUGGACUCCCCACUGCCGAUGUCGGUUGGGAUCGCAGGGGCCACGGCCUUUGGGGAGAUCAUCCAUUGGAGAGUCAUGAAGAGCUGUGUCCCGGCGCGAUGAAGAAAGCGCGUGAGCUGGGGCACUCGUGGGACCCUGAAACGCUCAGGUUCAAUCAGAAGCUUGUUAGCGGGUUCCGGAAAGCAAAAAAGGGCUCCAAGGCGUUUAAUCUACGUCUUAUCGAACUAGUCGCUGUCGCGGUCCACCAACUGGCCGCUACAGUAUUCAAGAUGAACCUCCGGCUCCAUAAAGGCGACGUUGAUAGUGUGGUCCGUUGGGUCCCACACCGGGAAGAAGAGGCCACGGGACACGUCUUGGUAGCUCCCCCAACAAUUUUCUACCACCCCGGCUAUCUCGCCGACGAUAUCUACCCUGAAAAGGUCGCCGAUAUUGUUGGGUACUGGGCCGAGGAUCGCAUUUUCGGCGGUGUCGUCAUCUUCGACCGCAAGGCAGAAGCCGAAGCCAGCGCAAACGGCCAUGACGCGGACAUGCCAAAUGUUUAUCUCCAUGCGUGUCGCCGUAGAGUCACAACUCGAAUCACCCAGCUGCGUGACGACCAGCAGGAUUCCCUUCUUUCGUUCUUUUCCUCCCGGUCACCAUCUUCACAUUCGUGUCCCUUGCCUAUCCUUCUCGAUAAGCAGAAUAGCGUUCGUGUCGAGCCCUACUACGCUACUAUUCAUCACCGCAUCUUUCGCGACGUAUGGGAGCGCAGACCAUUAUCGCGACGUGAGAUUUCUAUCUUGGUCCGGAGGCCAAGGGCUGAGAUCGAUUAUCCUGAAGGACGAGAGCUUCUAGAAUACAUCAACACACUUCCCCUAUCUAGUGGGAAACUCCCCAACUCUCCACCAGAUGAAUACAGCCUCGCCUUUGAUAUUAUUGAGGCUGAUAUUAUCGAGGCUGUCCGCCGUUCGGCGCCAGAGACGGCACCGGAAACCGGUGAGACUCGAACAGGAUUACUGCCCUCGACAUCUACAGGCCCCGACGGCGCGCCCGGGGACAACACAAGUGAAGAGCCCGACUCAAAGAGGCGCAGAGUAGACUGA